CAAAACAGCUGGAGCCAGCUGUGCGUUGCCGUCAGCAAGAAACUUAGAAAGGCGCCGCCCAUCGAAGGCCGACUUGAGCUACGUCAUAGCAAGUCCCUAGCUAAAUUGGCGUUUCUCGUUCUGGGGCAGAGGCAACGCCUUCUUCAGGCUAGGUGGGAGUGCACAAAGUAUAAUAUUAUCCAGCUCUGCUAGCUCGUGCGCUGAAGAAACACAGCUUUUUGCAGGGAUUGUCGCGCUACUGACUGCAAUUCAAGUCAAGCAGCUGGGCUGAAGAUGGAUAUGCAGGACCAGAGCACAGCCACAGAUGCGGCGACAGUCUCUGAAACGUCAACUUUGUCAAACCCACCAGCUUGUAGCAGCACCAGUGCACUUCGGGCACAGCUCGCAAUGCUCGCAGCAACUUUAAAGCAGCUGCAGUUGGAACACCCCUUUCUCAUGCGCUGCUUCCUUGCUCUUAGAAUUUUGGCUGCGGUUGCGCUGGUCCUGGGCUCCAUAUGUUUGGCGUGGUUCCUGGCCUGGAAAACGGUCCUGCGACAUGUGGGUUUCAUAAGAGACAUUGUGCACGGGGUGCUGGGGGUGAAAAAGCCCCAGAAGAAGCGGCAGACAUACGUGAGGAAGUCUGGAGUGGGAGUGACGGGGCCGCAAGCGUCGGGUGUCAUGGGACUCGGGAGCGAAACGGGGUUGAGGUCAAGCAAGAGCGAAGCGAGGGGUGGUGUGCAGUCUGAGAGAAACCCGGAUGUUGAAAGAGUAAUAGGAGUGCUCAAGUGA
Klebsormidium nitens is the source of this 768-nucleotide messenger RNA. The record is from the annotation of a GenBank genome assembly. Lineage: Eukaryota; Viridiplantae; Streptophyta; Klebsormidiophyceae; Klebsormidiales; Klebsormidiaceae.